AUGCGGCAGUGGGCGCAUACAGAUUUAGACUCUACUCCCUCCGGACGACCCUCCGGCAAACGACGUACGCGUACCAGCGGCACCAUGUCAUUGCAAGAGGUCUCGGCGAACACGCUGCAGAUUCUUCUCCGCUCUCCAGUGGAAGAUGAUGCUCCACCCGUUCGCUUGUCGCGGCACAUCCCUCAGCGCGAGGGAGUGGACAUGGCUGUAUCCGCAUACAACCUAACCAGCACCUCUACCAACACGCUCAUCAUGCCGCCUGUUCCAAAAAAUGGCUCUGGAGCAGGAGUGGGGGGUGGAACUGGGGGAUUGUCGCUUAUGCACUCUACCGUGACGUCCCACUCCAGCGUCCACUCUGAGUCAUUCGUGUCCGAUGACUCGUCCUACGUGACGUCCAUCUAUAACGAGGUCCUUGCUGAACAGCUGAGUGACGAAAACACACAGAGGCACCGUAAGAUUGGUGGUGGCGUACUGCGCUUUAACAGCACGGACAAUAUCUAUAACCGUGGGGCUCCUUUGAAACCCGUGGGUAUUGCUAGUACUGUCAAUGGCGGCUGUAUCUCCUCAAGUGGUGAUGCUGGCGGGGGAAUAGGGAGACGUCACGCUGGCACAGGUGGGAGCCGAGCAGGGUCGCCGUCACUCUUUGCGUCUUCACCCGUAAGGAAUACGCGGAUAAAGCGCCUCAUGCCUGGCAAACCCGUACCACAGCGGGUACUUUUUACCAACCCGGAAAGGGUGCUGGAUGCGCCAAAUUUUCCAUUAGAUGCCAAGCAACUCCUUCAUUGGGGUAGUAAUAACAAACUUAUAAUCGGUUUGAAGAACUCUCUCUAUGGAUGGGACUCGGAGACGGCGCAAGCUUCAAUGAUGGUACAACUACAGGAUAGUAUGCAUAUUCAUGCCGUGCAUUGGUUACAUAAGUGUGCAUGUGUUGCACUGACACUGGAUGAUGGUGUGACUGCCAUUUAUGAUUGUCGUAAUGAAGAGUUUUUACGAACAGUGCGGACAAGACUUUCUCCCAAGGAGUUUUUUACAUACCUUGCAGUGAACGGGCCCCUUCUCGCCAUUGGCACUAGUACAUCAUGUGGUGGGGUUUACAUAUUCGAUCUUCGCGCCAAGCAUGCACUGAUCUCCGUCUACGAAGGGCACACCAGCGGUAUAACGUCUCUUCACUACUGUACCGAGGAGCCUUUUUACUUAGCUUCAGGUUCUGCAGAUGGCUCUGUACGUGUAUGGGAUGCGCGGCACAACAGCAGCCCUCGCUACGCCUUUGAUCGUAUUCACCGCGGUCCUGUUAAUAGUAUUCUAUGGAACCCCGACAAACGCAGCAAGAUAUACACUGGUGGACAGGAUGGCAUGCUGUGUCACGUGGACACACACGCGCCCAUGAGAAAUAUUCCGCCCGUUCUAAGGAUUGACGAGGAAGGACCCACCACGGGCAGCCACUUCAUCACUCGGGCAAUCAAUACUCUACACCCCAUCAGCGGUAUCGUUUCCCCACCCGGUGUCGACGAGGUGGCAACAACCCACCAUGGGAAGGGGCAUAUCCAGAUCCGUCACGCCAACAACUUUCACCUUAUAGGCACACUUAACUCCCCAAAUUGCGAGGCUGCCAUUUUAUGUCCGACACUCGCCCCCGACAUGCAACGCAUUUGCGCCGCCCAGGAGGAGACAUUGAAGUUUUGGCGUGUAUUUGAUCCCAAUCCGCCACAACGUCGCACGAAAAGUGCCACACCGCCGCCGCCCGUCUCACAACUUGAAAAAGAACUUCGAUAA
Molecule: messenger RNA, 1773 nt
Organism: Trypanosoma cruzi
Lineage: Eukaryota; Euglenozoa; Kinetoplastea; Trypanosomatida; Trypanosomatidae
Exons: 1
Coding region: 1-1773 (590 amino acids)
Biological process (GO): anaphase-promoting complex-dependent catabolic process; positive regulation of ubiquitin protein ligase activity; positive regulation of anaphase-promoting complex-dependent catabolic process
Cellular component (GO): anaphase-promoting complex
Molecular function (GO): protein binding; anaphase-promoting complex binding; ubiquitin ligase activator activity
Source: RefSeq, a predicted model, not a curated record